CACUGACACACAUGACACUGUUUUUAUUUCAUUUCAAAAAAAAAAUAUCAACCAAUCAAAAAAAAACACGUCAUCAUCAUCAUCAUCUCUGUCUUUUUUCUUCUGCAAAAUCUCCACCUUUCAUGGAAUUACCAAUUGAAAAUAUUGGCGACGAGUACCAAAAUUACUGGGAAACUAAAAUGUUUCUCCAUAAUGAAGAACUUGAUAGUUGGGCUAUGGAUGAAGCUUUUUCUUACUACGAUUCGAGCUCCCCGGACGGAGCGGCUUCGUCGGCCGCUUCGAAGAAUAUAGUUUCGGAGAGAAAUAGAAGGAAGAAACUUAAUGAGAGACUCUUUGCUCUCAGAGCUGUGGUCCCCAACAUUAGCAAGAUGGAUAAGGCUUCAAUUAUAAAAGAUGCAAUUGAUUAUAUUCAAGAAUUACAUGAACAAGAAAGGAGAAUUCAAGCUGAGAUAAUGGAGCUUGAAUCUGGACCGUUGAAAAAGAAUCAUAGCGGCGGUUAUGAUUUUGAGCAAGAAUUGCCUGUUUUAUUAAGAUCCAAGAAAAAGAAAAUUGAUCAAUUUUAUGAUUCUACUGGCUCCAGAACUUGUCCAAUUGAAGUGCUUGAGUUGAGUGUUGCUUACAUGGGAGAGAAGACUUUGUUGGUGAGUUUGACAUGCAGUAAAAGAACAGAUACAAUGGUGAAACUGUGUGAAGUAUUUGAAAAUUUGAAGCUCAAAAUAAUUACUGCAAAUAUAACUACUGUUUCUGGAAGGCUUUUGAAGACUGUUUUUAUUGAGCAGGCAGAUGAAGAUGAAAAGGAUGACUUGAAGAUAAAAAUUGAAACAGCAAUUGCAGCACUUAAUGAUCCACAUAGUCCUAUGAGCAUGUAAACUAAAAAAUAUUUUCCUAUGAAAUUGGAUUAUUUUGGUCA
Mercurialis annua (annual mercury) is the source of this 910-nucleotide messenger RNA. Its product is annotated as transcription factor bHLH35. Gene Ontology annotation, molecular function: sequence-specific DNA binding; protein dimerization activity; DNA-binding transcription factor activity. The record is from RefSeq and is a predicted model, not a curated record. Bases 12 to 869 code for a protein of 285 amino acids. Gene Ontology annotation, cellular component: nucleus. Gene Ontology annotation, biological process: regulation of DNA-templated transcription. NCBI's taxonomy places the organism in Eukaryota, Viridiplantae, Streptophyta, Magnoliopsida, Malpighiales, Euphorbiaceae. The transcript has 5 exons.